AUGGACCCAGGGAGCUCGCGUGAAAUGUCGACCGACGAGGAGUGCCCUAAGCCGGCCGGUGUGCGGGAGGAGACCCCGGGGGAAGAGUCGAAAGGUGGAGAGGGGCGCACCGUAAUGUUGAGGCGAAGAGGAGUGGAUGAAGACCCCGCGGAGGAGGUAAAAGCGCAGCGUGAGGAUGACGGUGAUGAUGCUGAAAGCCAGAUGAAAACUGGAGAGGAGGAAGAUGCUGGCAAACACGAAGAGGAACUAGACCCAAGAAUUCAGGAGGAGCUGGAGCAUCUCAACCAGGCCAGUGAAAUGAUCAACAAGCUGGAGCUGCAGCUGGAUGAUGCCAGGUCCAGCUACAGGAGGAUUCUUACUGAUUCUGCCAGGAAGCUCAAUGCCCAGGGCUCCCAGCUUGGUCCCUGCAUUGAGAAAGCAAGGCCCUACUAUGAAGCUCGCAGACUUGCUAAAGAGGCCCAACAGGAGACUCAGAAGGCAGCUCUGAGGUAUGAGAGGGCUGUGUCCAUGCACACUGCUGCCAGAGAGAUGGUGUAUGUGGCAGAACAGGGCCUCUUGGCAGACAGGAACACCAUGGACCCAACCUGGCAGGAGAUGCUGAACCACGCCACUUCCAAGGUGAAUGAGGCGGAGGAGGAGCGCCUCCGCAGUGAGCGGGAGCACCAGCGAGUCACACAGCUCUGCCAAGACGCCGAGGCUCGAGUCCAGACCCUCCAGAAAGCCCUGAAGAAAGUCAUCCUCAAAUCCAAACCUUACUUUGAACUCAAGGCUCAAUUCAAUCAUAUUCUGGAGGAACAUAAGGCUAAAGUAGUACAGCUGGAAGAGCAGGUGGCGAAAGUAAAAACAUGUUACUCUGUGGCCCUGCGGAACCUGGAACAGAUCAGCGAGCAGAUCCAUGCACAGAGGGGGAGAAUCAGGGCCAACAGGGGGCGUCCUGCUGUCUGUGGAGGUCGGAGCUCCCCCGUAGGUGCUGAGGCUGAGUUCAGAGCCACCAUCGGGAUUCAAGUCAGUAGCUGUGUGGGAGUCGGUGGGAUAGAGAGUGACUGGGCGGGCGGUGAAAAGACCCGUCUGUGGGUAGAGAGGCACAGAGAGAGCGGCUGGGGCCAGAGGGAGCAGCUGGAGGUGGAGCAGGCCGGCUCAGACUGCAUGUCAGUCAUCAGCUUGCAGACCAUCGCCUCCGACCUGGAAAAGUGUGACUCGGUGGAGCACCUGGGUGACCUAAGCGAUGCUGGGAGCUUACUGGGUGAGGAGUGGGACUGCAACAGGAAGCCCAGUGAGAGGCCAGUAAGCAGAGUGGUGACCAACGAACCCCAGCAGGAGAGGGCCCACCAGGAGAAGGGAGCGGUUAGUAAAGAGAAGCAAGACAGUUUCGUCAAGCAGCAUCAUAGAAGUGUUAGUCUUUGA
Molecule: messenger RNA, 1404 nt
Organism: Chelmon rostratus (copperband butterflyfish)
Lineage: Eukaryota; Metazoa; Chordata; Actinopteri; Chaetodontiformes; Chaetodontidae
Gene: sh3bp5lb
Product: SH3-binding domain protein 5-like, b
Exons: 6
Coding region: 1-1404 (467 amino acids)
Biological process (GO): intracellular signal transduction; negative regulation of protein tyrosine kinase activity
Cellular component (GO): cytoplasm
Molecular function (GO): protein kinase inhibitor activity
Source: RefSeq, a predicted model, not a curated record